Molecule: messenger RNA, 3329 nt
Organism: Vigna angularis (adzuki bean)
Lineage: Eukaryota; Viridiplantae; Streptophyta; Magnoliopsida; Fabales; Fabaceae
Product: protein TRANSPARENT TESTA 9-like
Exons: 22
Coding region: 429-2837 (802 amino acids)
Biological process (GO): endosome to lysosome transport; regulation of autophagosome maturation; endosomal transport
Cellular component (GO): endolysosome membrane; late endosome
Source: RefSeq, a predicted model, not a curated record
GGGAGGGUGAUGGUGUUGGGUGUGGAUGAUGAAGUGAAGAUGAAGACAGAGAGAAAACAGAGUAUAGAGAAAACAAGAGAAGGAGGAGGAGGCAUUUUAGCAUGCGAAGAGUGUGGAAGUACAGAAGAAGUGAGAAUGUUCCUUGCAAUACUGCAUGGCCAUUUUCCGCGUUGCAAAAGCAUAACCGAAAGCUUUGUUUGGUUAUGUGAAGACUGACUUGAAUUUCAUACAUUGAAAGGUAGUUAGUUGGGUGGGACUGCAACUCGCUACCAAACAGGCAACAAAAUCACUGUCAAUAGCAAUUCGCAUUGCACCAUUUGUUUUCGCUCUACAAUGCGAUAUACUAUCACAGCUUCAUCCAAACGCUCUUCAACCUUCACGUUGCACAGCCACACCUCAUCACUCUCAUUCAUUCCAUCUCCGUCGCCAUGUUGCGCUCUCUCUGGCGAUCCACCGAUCGCUUCUCCGUUCAAAACUUCCAACAUGUAAUAAACGAACUGCGGAUGAUCAACGUUGUGGACAAAAGUAACAGGGAGCUUGUGAUGGAUUUAUUGCAGUCCGUUGUGGAGAUUGUGAUGUAUGGUGAUAGACAAGAUCCGCAAAUUUUUGAAUGUUUCAUGGAGCGCCAAGUGCUGGAGGACUUUGUUCACAUUCUUAAGAUCAGUGAAGAUUCGAAAAUUCAGGCACCACUGCUUCAGUAUCUUAGCAUAAUGAUUCAAAACAUGGACAGUGAACAUUCAAUUUACUAUUGCUUCAGUAAUGGUUAUAUUAACAACAUUAUUUCACAUCCCUUCAAAUUUGAUGGACAAGACCUAGCUCCAUACUAUGUUUCUUUCCUAAGGGCCAUUAGCAGCAAAAUAAAUAGGGACACACUUUGCCUUCUUGUGGAUAUUCAGGGGGAUGCUGUAGUCUCCUUUCCCUUGUAUACUGGAGCUCUAAGAUUUGCUCAACAUGAAGAAAAGAUGAUUCAGACAGCUAUACGUGCAAUUGUUCUGAACAUCUACAACGUGAGUGAUGACAAGGUGUAUCAAUUUAUAUCAACUCCACCAGUUUCAGAAUAUUUCUCUGACCUGAUUUGUAGAUUAAAAGAUCUAUGCUUUCGGUUAGAUGCUUUUGUCAAUGAUAAAGACAGGAAAAUGGACACUCAGAAAAGAAGAAAUGGGAUUAUUCUUGAAUCUGAAAAAAUUGCAGAUGAACUGUACUACUUCAAAGACAUUCUUAGAGUUGGCAAGCCUCGUUUGACUAUACUGGUUAUGGAAAAUCUUUUGAAUGGACUUGUGUUUCCUCUACUAUGUUCAUUUAUGGCUUCAAAGAAUAAAAAUGGAUCUGACUUAUCUGCUAUCACUUCGCUAUAUAUCAUAUCCCGCCUUCUCCAGGUUGUUGGUGGAAGAAGCACGAUUAACAAUGUGGCUUUUGUUCUUCUGUAUCAUAUAUUGAACUUCAACGUGAAAAGUCUGAGUGAAGGGAAUACUUCUGAUUUCCAUUAUGAUAUUGUAACCUUUUCAAAGUGCUUGAAUGAAGUGGAAAAUGUUAUAUCUAGUGCUUCCGAGUCAAAUGGAUCUCAGAGUAUCAACGGCACCUAUUUAGGUGCUCAUUGGGAAGGUUUCAUGUCUAGUAUCAAUAUUUAUAAUCCAAAUGGUGAAAUUUGUUCCCAAAGGAGUGGAAUAUUUGCUUUUCUUUUCUGUAAGGAUCAAAGCCUAUUGUUAGCUUCAAUAUUUCUCUUGCUUAUCCUGAUUGAGAGUAAAGGUUUUGUAGAUCUUGAUUGUGACUUGUCACUGAUGAGUAAGCUAUCUGAGAUGGGGGAUGAGAUGACUCAUGGCACAACAUCUAAGACUGUGGAUGGAAGUAUCUUCGUUAAGUUUAUACCUGAGAUUUUAAAAGCACUGCUGAACGUUUUAGCCUUCCAGCAACCCCUCUCAACAAUGAUGCUAUGGCAUGCGGGAUGGUGCCUGCAAAAGCUACUGGUCUUCCAUAAAAUGGAGCUUGACAGUGAUAAUCUUCUCCUAUUCACUACUUCAUAUGAUCAGUCACGUGUAAAGUUUAUGAAAGAACUUGAAGGAGUUUGGUUAGAUCAUAUUCCAGAUACACUAAUUGCAGAAUUGGAAAGCUGUAAAAGAGUUCUUGAACAACCUACUCAAUACAAAGAUCCAUUAUUCAUGUUGGAGCUUGUUCUUCACCAACAACCGACCAAUGGUCAAAGAGCUUCAUAUUUUUCAUGGCACAGGAUGGUUGAUGUAGUGAAGGCUUUUGUUCUCCACAUCCAGUUGAGGACAUUUAUUUUCAAAGGAGCAUUGCCAGAGAAGCCAUUGUUGAACAUGAUUUCCAGUUCCACCAAUGAUUCUGGAGUAAUUCGUUCUUCAAAUAUUUCAUCUGCUAGCUUUGGGUCCAAUGUUUCGUUGGAGUACGGACUACCUUGUGGAAUUUCAUUUUCGAAUUCUGAAAUUAGGGAUAUAUAUGUGAUUCCAGUAGCAAGUGGAAUAGUUGGAAAAUUGCUUCUAGCAGAGAAGCACCCAUUCCGCAGUCGACAUGGUGUUGUGAUUGCAAUUGCUCCGUUGGCAGGGCUAUGUCCUAAGAUAGAUGAGCAGCACUCCUCAUGGUUGCAUCUUCGAAUCAGAGAGUUUGACCCACAGUUUUAUUCAAUCAAAGGUAGAGGAAACCAACUGAGCAUGCCUGAUCAUUAUUGGGCAGAUGGGAGAUGGACCCUUGGUUUCCCAAAUGCAAGAGCUUGUGAGGAAGCUCAAUUAGCGAUUCUGAAUGAAAUGGGCAAACAGAGAUCAGCCGUGGAGUAUAUGCUUGCUCCAUUACUUGAGGAUGAUUUUGGAUUAGCUCAAAACUGAGGUAGUUAAGUUGUUAGAAUCAGUUUUCAUGUUCUUCAAGUCCGAGCUGAGGGGGGAGAUACCUGCAAAAGACACUCCGACGCUCAAGUUAGGUGUUUGUUGAAGGAGUUGUUGCUCACAAAUGGAUAUUAUGGUAAUUGAAUAUUAUGAACUCAGUAUAACAUGAGUAGAAUGUAAACGGAAUGUUUUGGAGUAUGAAUUGAGCCUGCCUGGUUAAUGUCCCUGACCUUGUAUUUAUAAGUUGUCACAAGCCAAACAGACUUACCAUAAAUUCGGACGGUUGAAAACAGAAUUCCCUUAAAAUUCGGGCGGUUGCUCAUAAACAGCUUUAUGAAUAUCUUUUAACCAGAUAUCUUUGACUGUUUUGAUCAUCCACUGGACACUUGGCCCAAUGAGCGCUAGCCCGAUUUAAUAAAACCGAUUGCCCUUGUUGGCUAUAAUGGUGACCGAACGGUGUUGAGUGUAUGACCGUUCGGUAUCUACAUAAUUGAC